Trifolium pratense (red clover) is the source of this 1787-nucleotide messenger RNA. RefSeq names its product endoglucanase 8-like. Gene Ontology annotation, molecular function: hydrolase activity, hydrolyzing O-glycosyl compounds. The record is from RefSeq and is a predicted model, not a curated record. Lineage: Eukaryota; Viridiplantae; Streptophyta; Magnoliopsida; Fabales; Fabaceae. The coding region runs from base 50 to 1534 and encodes 494 amino acids. Gene Ontology annotation, biological process: carbohydrate metabolic process. The transcript is spliced from 7 exons.
CUCACUCUCCCACAGGGGCAUAGUUGGAAAAAGAAAAAUUACCACAAAAAUGGCGCCAACUGCACUUUCUUCUGUUACUACAUUUCGCUUCCUCGCCUUACUCCUCCUCUUGCUCCGACCUAUCUCCGCCGGUCACGACUAUCACGACGCACUUCGUAAGAGCAUUCUCUUCUUCGAAGGACAACGCUCUGGAAAACUACCUUCUGAUCAGCGUCUCAGAUGGCGCCGUGACUCCGGCAUGCACGACGGAAACACCGCCGGAGUGGAUUUGACCGGAGGAUACUACGAUGCCGGAGAUAACAUUAAGUUCGGGUUUCCGAUGGCGUUUACGACAACGAUGCUGGCUUGGAGUGUAAUCGAUUUUGGGAGAGUAAUGGGACCUGAACUUGGGAAUGCGUUGAAGUCAGUGAGAUGGGGGACGGAUUAUCUUCUGAAGGCGACGUCGAAGAUAGGUUCCGGCGUGGUGUUUGUACAAGUAGGCGAUCCUUUAUCGGAUCAUAACUGUUGGGAGAGACCGGAAGAUAUGGAUACGUUACGCACAGUUUUCAAGAUUGAUGGGUCACAUCCAGGAUCUGACGUGGCAGGUGAAACCGCCGCUGCACUUGCCGCUGCUUCCAUCGUCUUCAGAUCACGUGAUCCUGCUUACUCUAAAUUGCUUCUCAAUCGUGCCGUUACGGUGUUCGAUUUUGCUGACAGACAUCGUGGUGCAUACAGUAAUAGCCUACGCCGUGCAGUGUGCCCAUUCUACUGCGACGUAAACGGUUAUCAGGAUGAGUUACUGUGGGCAGCAGCGUGGUUGCACAAGGCUUCCCGUAGACGUCUUUACAGAGAAUAUAUUAUUCGUAACGAGGUUGUUUUGAGAGCUGGUGACACCAUUAAUGAAUUUGGUUGGGAUAACAAACAUGCUGGGAUUAAUGUCCUCAUUUCUAAGGAGGUGUUAAUGGGAAGAGCCGACUAUUUCUCGUCGUUCAAACAUAACGCCGAUGAAUUUAUUUGUUCUACAUUGCCUGGAUUUUCUCACGCACAAGUACAAUAUUCCCCAGGUGGACUUAUCUUCAAGGCUGGUGGAAGUAACAUGCAACAUGUAACGUCCUUGUCCUUCCUAUUGCUAGCUUAUUCCAAUUACCUAAGCCAUGCCAAUAAGGUCGUGCCAUGUGGUGACACCAAUGCCACUCCUGCUUUACUCAAACACCUUGCCAAACGCCAGGUGGACUACAUUCUUGGGGAUAACCCUUUGGGAAUGUCCUACAUGGUUGGAUAUGGUGCACGCUACCCACAGAGGAUACACCAUAGAGGAAGCUCACUUCCCUCAGUUGCGGCCCAUCCAGCCCAUAUUGGAUGCAAAGCUGGAUCUCAAUAUUUUUUCAGCCCAAACCCAAACCCGAAUGUCUUGGUUGGAGCUGUGGUUGGUGGGCCUACUAACACUACAGAUUCGUUUCCAGAUUCAAGGCCUUUCUAUCAGCAAUCUGAGCCCACUACAUAUAUCAAUGCACCACUUGUGGGUCUGCUCGCUUUCUUUUCUUCUCAUCCUUGAUGAUGUUUGCAAAUGUAUAAUUAUCUAGUACUAGUAGUAUUUAUAUCUAUAUUUUAUAUCUAUGUGGUGGGCAAAAUGGUCACCCUGUAUUGUUCUUUGAAAGAAAAAUGAAAAAGGGGAAGAAUGUCUGUAUUAGUAUCAUGAUUUGAGGUUGUUUCGUAACUUCUUUCAAUUAAGUGAAGCAAAAAUUGCAAGUUGUAUACUUAAAUGGUUUUAUGUUAUGGGGCAAGUCUAUAAGAAAGUUUAUGAUCUA